This is a messenger RNA of Oryza brachyantha (malo sina), 883 nucleotides long. RefSeq lists its product as uncharacterized. Lineage: Eukaryota; Viridiplantae; Streptophyta; Magnoliopsida; Poales; Poaceae. The transcript has 4 exons. The coding region runs from base 121 to 456 and encodes 111 amino acids. The record is from RefSeq and is a predicted model, not a curated record.
CGGCCGAUCCGUUUCCACAAUUCCACCUCGCCAUCCUAGGGCUAGCUAGGGCUCCGAUCGACGCGGUACUUUCGAACCGGCGGCAGCGAGCGAGAGGGAAGGAUCAGGCCAUCGUCGGCCAUGUCCGCGUGCUCCAGGGCUCGAGGCGCCGUCCUCCGCGUCCUCGGUGGCCUGAGGCGCCGCCGCCCUCCUCCUGCGAGCGGAGCGGCAGAUCCCGCGAGUCCGGUCAGGAGGAUCCAGAUGCUGGAAGAGGAGCUCCGUCCGUUCGGGGGAGAGAUCUCGCGGAUCCUCCAACGCGCGCGCGCCAGCUUGGAACGACAAGAGGAGAGAUUUGAUCCUCGCGCAAAGAUGCCGGAAUUGUUUCGUAAUGGUCCAGGUUGGCAGUUAAAUACCCUUUUACUAUGCCUCUUCUCAUCAUAUGCUGCCAACUACAAGUACAAUAAGGAGGUCGCUUGAGCAGCUGGCCUUGCGUUCCGGGGAAGAGGUACCGAGACGGACCAUCGACUAAACACUAAAUGUUUGCAUAUAACAGUAAACGACUAAUUUAUGACCUUGCACUGCCAAAUGUGUGCAAUGAGCGUUAAGUAGCUGAGUAAAGCCCAUGAAAUUGGAAGUGUCUCAGCUAGUCAGCUACUGCCUAUGAAGUUGGAAUUCAAUUGGAAUUGUCUAUUAACCUUGUUUUAUGGAUUUUUUCCUCGUUAUAAUUGGGUAUGCAAGAGGUAUUUACCAUAAAAGCAUACCUACUUCGUCAGGGUGUCUAUAUUCAUCCCUAGAAUUAGUUAUAUUUAAUUAUUUUUUUAGACGUAGGGAGUAAAGUACAAUAUGUAUCAUGACUUUUCAAGACGUUCAAAUCUUAAUUCUCGCAUCUUAGUGAACGAUUAGU